AUGGCCAGACCGCCGAAAAGUCGAUGGAGCAUCAAGUGGUCGGACACACACAUCUUCAAAGCAGAGCAAGAAGGUGACAGCAUCUCGCCGAGUUGUGUCGAGGACUGGUGUCGCACGCUGGACUCGCAGCUGGAAGAACGGUUUGGGCCAACUGUGCCUGCGAAGCUGUCCGCUGCAAGCCUGAACUUCUCUCGAUGCAGCCUGGAUGACGCAGCCCUAACGAAGUUGCUGACCUACCUCUACAGCCGCGACAUAACCGUUCAGAUCCUGAAGCUCUUCAGGAACAACAUCACGGACUCCGGAGCCUGGGCUGUCGGCCAGUUCAUGGCGCACAGCUCCCAGGCAGUGCAUGAAGUGCACCUUAGCCACAACAGCAUCUCCGAAGAAGGUGCCGCGGCGCUCUUAGAGCUUAUUGUCUGGAGCCGGAAGUAUCCCUACGCAGCUGAGAAUACCGGGCGCCGGGACGCACGUGGCUUCUCGCCGAUCUGGCUGCGUCUCGAACACAAUUGCAUAGACUGGCGCUUAAUCGAUCACAGGCUUCACCGCCCUGACCUCACCUGGACCACCGCAGAGUCUCGAGAUAACUGGCCACCCAUGGGAGACACCUCGCCAACUAUUUGCCUGCAUGCCUCCUUCAGGAACCAGUACGACAGUCACGAGCACGGGUGGGACGAAGAUGGUAACUGGGCACCUGGAUAUGCGGCAACAUCAUCCACUCCCGAUGAUGGGGGCUCGUUGCUCCUGGCUGCCCUCAAAGGAGAUGGUGCCCAGGACUUCGACAGGCAGCCUGUGCCGAAGCCCCGGCCAGCUCCGCUGGGCGCUGCGGUGACGGCGCCGGGGCCAAAGCAGCCCGUGACAUCGCCAGUCCUGAGCACUUCACCAUUGCAGAGCGAUCGAGGUGGCUACCCCUCUCCAACUGCGAUGCGACCGCCAACAAAAGUACCGCUAUCUUCUACCCCUCUCAGCCCCACCAGACAGGCACCCAUGCAACCGGGCCCCGUGCAGCAACUGACGGAGACCCAGGCGGCUGUACCACUCUAUUUGUUCCUAGAUGCCGGCGCUGCCCACCAGAUGCUCACGCGCGAGGACGGUAUGUGGCGAUUUCAGGGCCUGUUGAACCUCGCGGCGACAGGGCACUCGAAGUGCGUCCCGGAUGAUGAAAGCUUGCAGCUGCCUCCGUGGGUCGGGGACGUGCAGGACGCAGAACAGACCCUCACCGUCUUGACCGAAGACGUGCUAAAAGAGCUCGAAGAGACUCACCGCGAAGAUCCUUACGUGCGUCAAGAGAUCGAUCGCUACAACAAAAAGGAUCCAAGCUCGGUCAUCCGGCAAUGCCUGUCCUGGGGCUUGGUGGAGGUUGUUGAAUCCCACGCGCACCUGUCCCGCAUGCAUGUCGACAAGCAGAUGGAGGCAAGGGCUGCGGAGAUGCACGUCCCUGACUCCUCGCUCAAGGUCUUGGACUUUGCCUGCGUUUGGCAGCAGCAGGCGGAAGCACCAGGCAGAGUCAUGGUCAUAACGGAAGAUGUUGCGCUGCGGAGCUUUAGCGCGGAGAUGCCCUCUUCCAAGACUUGGCCAGGUGUAAUCCUGCUGGGGGAGCUGAACCAGCUGCUUUGGCAGGACGAUACCUACGGCGGCAGGAUUCUUUCUGAGAUCUCUGCUCAACCGCGGCCGAAGCCGCCAAUGCAGCCGGCUUACCAGGGAGCGAUGCUGCAAGCCGCGCUGGUCUGCAAGGUAGCUUCCUUUCGGCACGACAAUGUGGACAGGGGGCAUCGCAAUGACGGCUUCCCCAUGCUCAGACAUGAGCUUCACGAAGCCCUGUCGGUGAUGGCAAAGGCCCUGCGUCUGAUCAGGGCAGGUCACGGUGCUGGCAAUCUGGCCAUUGCGGAUCAGGCGGCGCAGACGACAAGGACGGAAGGCUCCAUCCGUCGUCUGCGAGAGCUGCUGAACCAGAUCUACUGA
Molecule: messenger RNA, 1959 nt
Organism: Symbiodinium necroappetens
Lineage: Eukaryota; Dinophyceae; Suessiales; Symbiodiniaceae
Source: the annotation of a GenBank genome assembly